Laetiporus sulphureus 93-53 is the source of this 441-nucleotide messenger RNA. RefSeq lists its product as uncharacterized. The coding region runs from base 137 to 394 and encodes 85 amino acids. The transcript has a single exon. The record is from RefSeq and is a predicted model, not a curated record. NCBI's taxonomy places the organism in Eukaryota, Fungi, Basidiomycota, Agaricomycetes, Polyporales, Laetiporaceae.
CCUUUGUUAACGAUUGACUUGGAACAGAGCACUCACUCAAAAACUGAAUUAUUGAUCUUGUCUCCAGAAUCAAAUCGUCAAUAAGCAUUCCACAAUUUUUCGCAUACUUCGGUAUUUCUCAUGCGAGCAUCUGACCAUGAGGAAUACUCUACCCUCACUUCUGCGUGUCCCCUGUACGCAUGCUACGUUUAUCUGUGACUCGGCUGAACGUUGCCAUGAGAUUCGUCUGAUCCUUCCUGUGAUGCAGCCCAUUCGUUGUGUUGCAACUUUGACAUCACAGCGACUGACCAACAACACAGCCCCUUCUCAUGAUCUCAUAUCAUAUGAGCCGAGCGACCCGUCCAUUCCGACGUGCAUGUCUCGUUCAGUUGCUGUUUUACUCAUGCAGGCAUGAUGGAGUCACGAGUUUUGAGCCGCUAUUCACUUGAAGACCCCGUCGCA